CAGGGUAACAUAUCCCUUGUUUACCUCCAAAACAUGGGAAAUAAAUUGGAACAGAAGGGUGCGUCGAGUGCCCUAAUUUUUCACGGAAUUUAGGGCGGGAUUAGGGUUUCGUUUGUAAAUUUGAUCAAUUGGUUGCUACUCGGUUGUCAAUUCUCUCAUAGGGAAGAUGGAUUCAGAAGCGCAAAAAUCCUCGUUGAAUCCCUCUGCAAUGCUCGCUUCUCUUCUCGGUAGGAGGACCAAGCUUCAAGAAGAGCUUCGAAACAUUGAAAGACAGGUCUAUGAUAUGGAGACUAGUUAUUUACAGGAUCCCAGCCAAUGUGGCAAUGUAUUAAAAGGUUUUGAAGGAUUCCUAUCUUCAUCUAAGAGCACUGCCCUCUUGAAGAGAUCUAGGAAAUUUCAGCCUGAAGAUAGGCUCUUCUCAUUAUCAUCAGUCACAUCGCCGGCAGCUGAAGAACUUGCAGCUGGACGAGAUGAUGGAAGAUCAGACUACGGUCCUGGCCGGUCCAAGGGGGGAAGUAUAUAUGCAAAUGGGCAAGGAAAGCCCAAGAAGGGAAGACCUACACCUAGAGAUGCGAAGAGAAUCAGGCCUUCAAGCGAGCAAGAUUUUGACUAUGACGAUGAUCCUGAGUUGACAUUGUAAAUGAAGAAAUAUGGAUAAAGUUGCUCAUGUCAGUUUCCAGUGGUUUUUCCAAAUUUUGUUAGUGCCUUGGUUCACAUUUCACAGGCCAGCAAAGUGCCGCCUUCACUGAUUGUAGCUAUUUAAUGUAAUUCGAGGUUACAAUUACCUCUGAUAUAUUUAUUGUACAAAAAAAAAAAAAAAAAAAAAUCUGUAUGGAAUUUUCAAAGAACACCAUGCCAACCAUGUAUAACUCAUUUCAUUAUUUUCUAGUAUACCAGGACAUUGUAUGUGCUCAUAA
Messenger RNA from Ziziphus jujuba (common jujube), 917 nucleotides. RefSeq lists its product as uncharacterized. Bases 167 to 640 code for a protein of 157 amino acids. NCBI's taxonomy places the organism in Eukaryota, Viridiplantae, Streptophyta, Magnoliopsida, Rosales, Rhamnaceae. The transcript has 7 exons. The record is from RefSeq and is a predicted model, not a curated record. Gene Ontology annotation, cellular component: histone acetyltransferase complex.